CCCCUCUCUUUAUCUCAAGAAUACCAAUACCUUCAAGCAGAGGGCUGCAGAUCGAGGGGGUACGUUCGUACUGGAUAGCUAGAUAUGGGGAGUGUUGGCAAUUAUUUGCCUGUCGUUGGUAUGAUCCUGGUGCAACUGGGUCUUGCUGGUCUGAAUGUAUUGUCAAAGCUCACCAUGGCGUCCGGCAUGAGCCCUUACGUGCUCAUCACCUACCGAAAUCUUCUUGGGGCUGUCUUCCUCGCUCCCUUUGCUUUCUUCUUCGAACGAAAAACUUGGGCCUCAAUUAGCAAGAAGACACUAUUACAAAUUUUUGUAUGCUCCGUUGUUGGUGCGACGAUGAAUCAGGUGUUCUACUUCGUGGGCCUCAAGUACAGCCGCCCGACCGUGGCGUCCGCGCUCAACAACACCCUCCCAGCGGUGACCUUCGCGCUGGCGGCCGCGCUCAAGAUGGAGCCCGUGGCGGCGCUCGCCGGGAAAGCCAAGGUUGGCGGCACGGCGCUCUGCGUUGUCGGCUCCAUGCUGAUGACCUUCUACAGGGGCCCCCUCGUCAGGACCCUGGACUCCCCGAUCCACUGGCCGUACGUACAGCGCACCAUGGCGGCCGAGGCCGCGGCCCACGCCGGCGGGCACACUGCCGCCCUCGGAGCCGCCCUGGUCAUUGCCUCAAAUGUCGCGUGGGCCGUUUGGUUCAUCGUUCAGAAGAAGAUGUCCAACAGCUAUGCGUCCCCGUACACGACCACGGUGCUGAUGGCGUCCAUGGCCAGCGUCCAGUGCGGCGUCAUCGCGGUGGCCGCGGAGCACAGGCUCUCGGCGUGGGCGCUCGGGUUCGACAUCAGGCUCAUUGGCUCGCUCUACGCGGGGGUAGUGGCGUCAGGAGUGGUGAUCGCGGUGAUGUCGUGGUGCAUCCAGGUGCGCGGGCCGGUGUUCGUGUCCAUGUUCAGCCCCAUGAUGCUCAUCAUCGUCGCCGUCGUCGGGUGGGGCAUCCUCGGCGAGAAGAUACGCGUCGGAAG
Molecule: messenger RNA, 1010 nt
Organism: Triticum aestivum (bread wheat)
Lineage: Eukaryota; Viridiplantae; Streptophyta; Magnoliopsida; Poales; Poaceae
Product: WAT1-related protein At1g09380-like
Exons: 5
Cellular component (GO): membrane
Molecular function (GO): transmembrane transporter activity
Source: RefSeq, a predicted model, not a curated record